UCACUAGCUGGAGCUCCGCCUCCUGCUCUGGUUGCCAUGGUGAAUAUUUACGUCCUGGUGACAUCAUUGAAGCCGCUGACUUCCUUCCUGCAUGACAUCAUCGUGGUGACGACCAAUCAGGAGCCGCAUGGCCGGCCCACCCAGCUCAGAGACUUCCUGCUCGCCGCUUCCCAUGAUGCACUGGGGCAGAUAAAGAGGGUGACAGGUGACGUGCUGCUGGCCGCCCUGUCGACCAAUGAGAAGCAAGAGACUCUCAACUGGUGUGUGUUGUGUUACCAGCUGCUGACCUUCACUCUGCUCUUCGGCGGCUCCGUCUCACCUGUCGUCAUUCAGGUGGAAACUGGUCUGACGUUUUCUUCUGUGAGCCGAGAGGCGCUGGAGGACCAGACCACCAGAGACCGGAUCCUGGAGGACUCGCUCCGGUUCCUGCACCUGGACUCCGAGACACCCACACAGUUUCAGAGGCAGAUGAAAACGGCUUCAUCUUUCCAGCUGCUAUAUCCCUCCUCCUCCUCUUCCUCUUCCUCCUCUUCCUCUGGUCCUCUCAGUGUCUCAGAUCUUCUGAUCAGUAUCAGCCGAUUCUACGAGAUUCAGAGGAACCAGAACUACAGAACGAAUGCAUCAGAAGAACGGACCAAUCAGGAGCCGUCUCUGUCUCGGGACAUGUUUGAAGGUCGAGGUCCCUGUGUGGACCCCCACCUGAGACAGAUCUACAGCGACCCCCCCCUCACUCUGACUCCGCCCUUCAGCCCCUGGGUGAAGGCGUACCGGGCCCAGGUGACCUUUGACACGGUGACGGUCCGGAUCCGGCCUCGGCCCGUCAGCUCGGCCUGCCGGGUCCACCUGGACGAGCAGCGAGGCCCCGGGAUGGCCAACUACCCCGUUGGCCUCGGCAACAGCAGGAUCAGCAUCCUGGUGACGGGCGGCGGCGUCGUCAUGGCGAUCUACACCGUCCACGUGUUCCGGGAGAGCCGGCCCAGUCUGCCCAUGUUCGGGGAUCAUGUGACCUGCGGCUUCGUGCAGGAUUGUGGUCUCCUGGUCCAGCCCUGGAGGUCUUGUGGUCUCCAGCCUCUCAUCAGGACUCCGUUUCCCCUUCAGACCUGCAGCUCAGGACACCAACCAGGCCGGUGGGUGGUCCCGUGCCUCAGCUGUUCUGACAACAGGACGUGUGAUUGGAGGGAGGUUGCCUGGCAACCAGACGGCUGUUAUCACCCGUUGGUGGACCGGCCUCGACUGCAGGACUGUCUGACGGACCGGAAGGUCUUGUUUCUGGGCGACUCCACCAACAGAGGGAUGAUGUUCUUCCUGGUGGAGCGGCUGAACUCCAGUCUGGGGGUCUGGGUCCGGGCCCACGACACGCUGGUCUACCGGGACCUGAACCGGGGCCGGACCCUGGUCAGCUACUCGUACUACCCUCAGUUCUGGUUGGACCAGGACCAGCGGCCCACCUUCAAACAGGCGCUGCUGCAGCUAAUUGACAGGUCACGACCUCUGGUGAACUCCAACCGGACCGUGCUGGUGGUGGGAGGAGUCCAGUGGCUGAGCACCAAUCACCUGAGGACCCUCACACAGGUGCUGAGCAGAGAGGCCCUCAGUGAGGUCCUGGUGCUGGUCAAGUCUUUGGGGAUUGGUUUCCACCUCCCUGUGGAUGGGAUCCGGUCUCUCAGUCUGGAGGAGGUGCAGGACCUCCACAGAGAGAACCAGAACAUCAUCGCCACAGCAAAGCAUUCUGGGUACGAGGUCAUUGACACCUUCAGCAUCACCAUGGGGCGACACAAGGAGUUCCUGCAGGGGCGCUGCGGCUGCCACUUCCACGAGGUGGAGUUCUGGUCCUCCAGAGCCGGACCUGAACCCAGCAGCCAAUCAGACGGGCCACACCCGGACAAGGAGGUGCGGCCUAAAGCUACGUCCUAUCACGUGAGAGGACCAGUCAACCAGGUGUACUCUGAGAUCCUGCUGAGCCGCCUGUGUCCCAGAGACUGAGACUGAGACUGAGACUGAGACAGAGAGAGAGAGAGAGAGAGAGAGAGAGAGAGAGAGAGAGAGAGAGAGAGAGAGAGAGAGAGAGAGAGAGAGAGAGAGAGAGAGAGAGAGAGAGAGAGAGAGAGAGAGAGAGAGAGAGAGAGAGAGAGAGAGAGAGAGAGAGAGAGAGAUCAGAACCUUUAAUAUAUUUACAAUAAAAGUUUAACAAUAAGUUUGUUUCCUUUUUCAUCCACUGCAGAGCCAAGACGUUAAACUAUAGACACACAUAUAUAUAUGUAUACAUACACUACCGUUCAAAAGUUUGGGAUCACUUAGAAAUUUCCUUAUUUUUCAAAGAAAAGCAUUGUUUUUUUCAAUGAAGAUAACAUUAAAUCAAUCAUAAAUACCCUCUCUA
Messenger RNA from Pseudoliparis swirei, 2377 nucleotides. RefSeq names its product cadherin-like and PC-esterase domain containing 1 (gene cped1). Bases 37 to 1983 code for a protein of 648 amino acids. Lineage: Eukaryota; Metazoa; Chordata; Actinopteri; Perciformes; Liparidae. The record is from RefSeq and is a predicted model, not a curated record. The transcript is spliced from 16 exons.